GUUGUUUGUUAUUUUGAAACUGCAGAUCAUCGUUCAUCGUUUACUCAGCGACUCAAAAGAAAUGAUGAAUUCAAAACUAGAACCUACAAAGAGAAAACGCAUAAAAACGGAUGAAGAGUAUUCAGACGAACAUAGUGAACACAAGCCGCUAUGCAAAUAUGGUGAAAAGUGUUACCAGAAAAAUUCUUAUCAUCUACAGAAAUUUAAACAUCCCCAUCGAGAUCCUGUCGUCAAGCCUGAACUGGAGUUACAAGAAAAAUCAGAUGAAAGUAUAACAUGCUUGAUGUCCUCAGGCUCAACGGGAAUGAAAGAACAAGAAACACCAGCAGAGUCUACUCCUUCUUCUGUAACUGCUGAGCAUGGCAUUGACUAUCAAGAAAGCAAAGGGGAUCAUAAUGAAUUGGCACAUUCACCCUUGGAUGUGAAGGAGAACAUAAAGCAAAAAUUCCUAGUUGAGAUGCCUGAUGAUUUUUAUCAAUUCUGGUCAUUUUGUCAAUCUAUUUGUCAGCAGAAUACUUUAGAAUCAUUUAAGGCCUCCCUUGGAUUACAGUUAGUUGGCCCAUUUGAACUGCUUGACAAAACCCAGAAGGAAAGCAAGCUCAAAGAUAAAUCAGACAAUCUUUUAACACAAUGGCGAUUUUAUUAUGAUCCUCCUGAAUUUCAGACUGUAAUGGUUGGUGAUCUAAGCAAAGGAUAUCAUAUUGGUUAUUUCCGUGAUGCUCCAAACGAAAUGCCGGCGUUUGUUGGCUCAAACACGGAAUCAGAAGGCUGCGUAUUAACUCCCAUGAGCGAUAAUCUGUUUUCCGCUGUCAGUCAGAUGCUAUCUGUGACCGUUAAAAAAGUGGACCCAUUUAAGAAAAGCCAACUUAUGUCACUGAAGAAGCAAUUAGAAGAUUGGGCAAACAAAAAUGGUAUUCUAAUUGAGCCACAGAAUCAAAUUCUUAAAAAGCGAAAAAAGCUGAUGGUUGCUAAAACAUUUUACGAAUGUGGCAUUGUGGUCCCGGUAGAUAAAAGAACAAACGUCGGGUACAGACAAAUUCCAGAAACAAGUGCCAACAUAAAAAAAAUUUGCAAAAAGAUCGUUGAAAGCCAAAAUUUAGCUGAACAAAACAAGAACAGCGAUGCUCUUCAAGAAUUGGUUACUUACGUUCAGUAUGCUAAUGAUGAAUCGGACUACGGGAUGGGUCUAGAACUUGGACUAGAUUUAUUGGCCUUUGGGGGAGAGGUUUUCCAUCCAACAAUACUUCACCUGUUGGGCGUUGCCUACGAGCUUUUGGAGCGCAAAGAAUUUUUCGUUAUGCUUAAGACACAUCUGAAUAAUAGGCGUAGGCUCGCUACUGCAGAAACUGGAAAAUUCCCAGCAAGUAUUGCAAACCAAGGUAGCAUAUCACACAUCCUUGCAAUGAGAAGAGCCACUCAAAGAGCUCCAAAAAGGAUUCCAGAUAGAAGCCAUGUGGAAUGGCACGAUUUUGACCCGAGGGUUGAGGAGUAUUACAAUGCCAAUAACCAUUACACGUCAGGACCUGGACUACACUUACCACCCAGUUUACCCUACGCUAUGAGGACAAAUGCAGUGCCAUACAAACUGUUUGUUAGUGGUAUUCAUCCCCAUACAACAGAGGAAGGUAUAAGGCACAUCUUUUGCAAUUAUGGCAAACCCCUGUCUGUGAUCAGGACCAGGAACAAACUUCAACAACCAAUUGCAUUUGUGGAGUUUGAGUCGCAGUGUGAGGCUGAUAAUGCAAUUAUUGAACUCGAUGGGAAACCACCCCUUAAUUGGGAGGUAUGCUACGCUAUGACCCGCUGUAGUGAAGAAAGGGUAUACCCACAAUUCGCAAAUCUCUCACUGGAAUCGGAUUUUGAAAGACAGACACCUAUGUUUCAAACUUCUGGCAUAGGCAGGCAACCUUUCCACUCCAGGCAAUCUCCUGGUUUCACCGAAAAUGAAUCUUCUAUGGGACUGACUCGAUCGAAGAAUACCAAUUCCAAUUUUCUGAAGCAAGAGAUUCCGACCUGUUUCGUAUGCGGGGCACAAGCGCCUCUUGUCUGCACAAUUUGUAAGACUAGGUAUUGUUCUCAAACGUGCCAGGGAAGUGAUUGGCCAACUCAUCAACAUGUUUGCAGACCACCACCAGCCUUAGAGCCAGCAAGUCAACAUGUACACGCCAGUAAUGGAGCGACCCAACUCCGUUUGGCACCUGGAAAAAGUGUUGCUGCUAGAAAUCAGGAUUACCCAAACAUUUCAUUCCCUCGCCAGGGCAGUGAUUGUCCUAUCAACAUUGAGCAGACUCACGGCCUUUCAGCAGAAGUUGGAAAAAAUCAUCGUACUGGUUCAGCUGAGUCCGCUAGUUCACAUUCGUACAUUAUCAAGGGUAUUCAGCCAUUGGACCAAAUGGGACCUUCAAAUCAACGUGCCGCUGACCUGUCAGUGACGAUUCAUCGUAACGUGAACAGUGGAUCAAGGAUUAAAACGCCAGACCUGAGAAUCGUUAAGGACGUCAGUGAUGUACCUGUCCAUUACGGUAAAAAUCAACCAGGUAGACAUGGAGACAUGCAAGCCACUGAUCAAAAUAAACCUGCACAAGGCUUCACACGCAGUCCAAAUUGGACGAACAAUGAUGCCGCGUCUAAGACAAAUAAUAAAAGUAGUACCAUUACGCCCAAGCAUGAUCAAACUACCCUGAACGAGCGUCAGUAUGAAAAUCAUUUGGAAAUUGGAGUCGGACCCAAAUCUCGAACGUUUCCAAUAGCUGAUGUUUCCCCGAAUACUCCCGUCGUAACAACUCCUCAGAAGUCCCAGCAAACUCAUACGGCUAGUGCGGCGAAAACCUACGCCAAAGAGUUUUCUCCAGGACGAUUGCAACUGAUAUCCGACAAGCCCAGCAAAGUUUCAGUCUGCUUUGCCAAGUCGCCAUCUGAAUUUUACAUCCAGUACUUUACGUUCCGCGAAAUUUUGCAACAAUUGAUGAAGAGCAUCAAUAACUCCGCUAUCAUGUCAGAUCCGCUUGUAAACCCAACAGAGGGACUACCGUGCCUCGCAAUUUACCCUGAAGACGGCUGUUGGUACCGAGCCCAAGUUCUGAAAGUAUUGCCCGACGGUAUCGGGGUGCGUUACGUCGAUUUUGGUAAUACGGUGAAAAUGCCCAACAACAAAGCUAACUUCCUAAUGAUGGAAUAUUCGUUGAGUGAAUAUCCAUUUUACGCCACCAAAGUCAAAUUGGCCGACGUUUUUCCAGUCAACGGAAGUAGUUGGCAUAAGGACGUCUGUCUCCGCUUCAGGGAGAUCGUAAAUGAUCAGACCUUCCUGAUGGAAUGUGUCCAGCAGGAUGCAGAUGCCAUGAGUAUUCGAUUGAAGAAUUGUGAUGGAUCUGAUUUAGUUACUCGUUUGUUACAAGAAAGUCUCGUCCGUAAAUCACCACUAAAAGUUUCUGAUGAGCUGGAUCGUUUCCCUGUUGCUACUGGAACUACUGCCCUUCCGCGCUCCCAGCAAAUGGUCCAUAAUCCACAGAUGUCGCAUUCUCAGCUUCCUGGUUUAUGUAGUGGCACUGGCACAGCAUCUUCACCAGUCAAUAGAAGUCCACAAGCCCAAGAACGCGUGCAAGCUGUCACUCCCAAAGAAUCGACGGUCACGAGUUUAACGAUACCCAGGCAAUCACCACUCCCAGUUCAUUCUCCAACUAGGGCUGCGUUGCGGCAGGAUGCUAACUUUAGUCAACCCCGUGCUCCAACUAUGCCUUCUGCUCCGGUUCGUCCCAUCAGUUUGCCAAGUCGUCCAUUGUCAUCAGCACAUUCUCCAUUACCACCGAAGACCAACUCCAUCAUUGAAGUCCUGGAAGCUGGCAUGACGGUUAUUUUCCAAGUGAUUGUACGAGACAGUUGUGAUCGAUUCAUCGGCAUGCUUAUUCGUGACGAAGAUGAUAUGGGUAUCAUCGAAUUCAAUUCUCUGGCACAAACCAUAGAGUCUGUUCAUAAUUUCCAACCAACCGUUGGAUCGGUUGUGGCCGCUCUCUCUUUGGUUGAUAACCAGUGGUACCGUGGCUGUAUCACAAAGGUGUUAAAAUCUUCAUACACCGUUCUUUAUGUUGACUAUGGAAAUGUCGAGGAAGGUGUUAUCUCAGUGAAGCCGAUUCCGUCAAGCUAUUGCCACCCUAUGUUAUGCGUCAGACUGAGCGUUGCUGAGAAUUCUUCGUUGGGAAUUAAACAAUAUGUGGAUGAGACCAUGGUUUUAGAAAGCAGCCAUCAAAUGGAAGUUACUGCAAAAAAUACUAAGGACUCAGUUCUGGCUAAUAUCAUCACGGAAGAUAUCCCAGCUUGUGUUGUCCAAUUAGAGCCGUGGACUUCGUUGUUAUCCAAACUUGAUGUGGCACCUAUGCCAAUUCGUGAUAUUGCUUCUCCAAACUGGGAAGUUGGACUUAGCUGUGAAGUAAUGCCGUUCGUUGCUGAAGAUGUGGAUUGCAUUUACGUUCAAGCCGUCACAGACGAGACAGUUGAUUUAACCUGCAAAAUUCAAAAAGAGUUAAAUGAAUAUUUACCUACCAGUAUAGCGGUAUCAACCAUUCCAGUUAUAGGAAGCUGCGUGGCUGCAAUAUUCCCAGACGACGGCGAACUGUACCGGGUUCGGAUCGUUGAAACCACGGAAGACUCCGUGUCUUUAUUCUAUGUUGACUUCGGAAAUUCGGCCACAGUAUCCCUUAGCGACAUUCGAGUGCUUCCUGAUCGCUUUUAUGAUUAUCCUGCCUGUUGCAAACGAGUUUCGCUUUCUCGUGUGGUACGACCUGCAAUCCCUCUUCCAACUGCCGUCAAAGAUUUGCUGUCAAGCUGCAUUAAUAAGAUUUUCAAUAUGCUUGUUCUGCCGUCAACGUCUCAAUUCACGGAAUGCGUCCUAACUCAAGAUGGAAAAGUUCUGAAUGAACUUAUCGUUGACAUUUUCGAGCAAUCGAACAUCAGAACUGGAACUUCUCCACCAAGCCAGAUGCCUAAACUUGAAGCCGCUUCUCCCGAAUGUUAUCGUACGCAAGAAAGAGAUGCUCCUGUUGACAACACUUUGAGCGAAAUGUCAUACGACGAUGGUCCUUUCAUGGAGCUACCAGUAGAAAAACCUUUUCAAGCUGUAAUUUCGAAUGUGGAAGGUCCGCAGCUAAUCAUGUUGCGUGUUGUGGAUGACCAAAUUUCUACAAAACUUGUUCGUUUGGGGGAGGAACUGGAAGCCUAUGCUACCGCCAUAGUGCGUGGUUAUGGACCAAAGCUCAAUGAAAUCUGCAUCGCACGAUAUCCUGACGGAAAAUGGUACCGAUCAGCAUGCAUUGAUGAAAUUGCGGAUCCAGCUGGAAAACGUUACAUGUGCAUCCAAGUUGACUAUGGCGAAACACAUAUUGUUGAUGUCGACGACAUUAGGCGCAUUCCGAAACGCUUGAUCGACUCUCUGCCUUAUCAAGCACAACAUACCAUUCUGGAAGGAACAGAAUCAAUGGAAGAAGUGAAGACUGAAUUGUCUACCCGGCUUGGUGAACUUUUACCCAAUAACAGUCAGGUAACCGUCAGCGUAGUUAGUCGCGUCGAAAUGGCAUACGUUGUGCGUAUUCCAGAGAUUAGUGCAAUCCUGUCUUCCGAGGGUUUGCUCUGAUUUAUUUCGAAAACGAACGUUUUUCUUUUGAUUUUUUUUUUUUUUUGAGCACAGGAGUUUUCUGUUGCCUUUCGAUUAUUUUCCAAAUUAUUUGAAUCCGUGUAAUAUGUUUCUAAUAGCCUCGACAACUAUGUUGUAUUAUUAUUAUUUUCAUCAAAAUAAUGGAAGGGCUGUAAAAGGACUUAGGGUAAUCUUCUGAAUACUGAAGUAGUAAACCUGUUUUUGUUUGCCAGCUGACUAGAUCUGGAAUUUUUUUAAUAAAUGCUUUUUUAACAGUA
Messenger RNA from Daphnia magna, 5901 nucleotides. RefSeq lists its product as uncharacterized. NCBI's taxonomy places the organism in Eukaryota, Metazoa, Arthropoda, Branchiopoda, Diplostraca, Daphniidae. Bases 62 to 5623 code for a protein of 1853 amino acids. Gene Ontology annotation, cellular component: nucleus. Gene Ontology annotation, molecular function: poly-ADP-D-ribose binding; RNA binding; histone binding. Gene Ontology annotation, biological process: DNA damage response; regulation of protein ADP-ribosylation. The record is from RefSeq and is a predicted model, not a curated record. The transcript has 14 exons.